Sesamum indicum (sesame) is the source of this 1462-nucleotide messenger RNA. RefSeq names its product zinc finger protein CONSTANS-LIKE 3. Gene Ontology annotation, molecular function: protein binding; DNA-binding transcription factor activity; zinc ion binding. Gene Ontology annotation, cellular component: nucleus. Lineage: Eukaryota; Viridiplantae; Streptophyta; Magnoliopsida; Lamiales; Pedaliaceae. Gene Ontology annotation, biological process: regulation of flower development. The record is from RefSeq and is a predicted model, not a curated record.
UGCACACUUUCUUACACACUCACCACUGUCUUAAAUUAAAAGCAAAAGAAAAAGUAGAGAGAGAAUCGUUCCCGUUUCAUUUGAUUUCCCUCUGCAGCUUCUUGGAGUAGAGAGAGAGAGAAACAGAAAAGUGAAAAAGGGCCAACUGAAGUGAUAAAGGUGAUAGAGGAAGAAAGGGAGAGAUCGUGAACAUGGGGGGUGAUCAAACCUGGAGCUUAACCGCCAAGCUGUGCGACUCAUGCAAAACUGCGUCGGCUACGGUUUUCUGCCGCGCUGACUCCGCCUUCCUCUGCCUCGCCUGCGACGCUAAAGUCCACGCAGCCAACAAGCUGGCGUCGCGCCACGCCCGCGUCUGGGUGUGUGAGGUCUGCGAGCAGGCCCCCGCCUCAGUCACCUGCAAGGCGGAUGCAGCUGCUCUAUGCGCCACGUGCGACCGCGAUAUACACUCUGCUAACCCUCUUGCUCGCCGCCACGAGCGUCUCCCUGUCGUACCCUUCUACGACGCCGCUUCGGCCACAAAAUCCUCUCCAUCCGCCUCCGCCGCUGAAGAAUUCUCCGAGGAGGAAGCGGAGGCCGCUUCGUGGCUGCUUCCCGACCCGAACAGUAAAUCGGAGGAGGAAUCUGAGUCCCCCGAAUACAAAUCUGCUGAGUAUCUGUUUAGUGAUAUGGAUCCGUACCUGGAUCUUGAAUUGAUAUCCGGGGAGCAGAAGCCCCACCAUGUUGUUAUUAAUGAGCAGAAGCAGUAUUCUUCCGAUGGAGUUGUCCCGGUGCAGAACAAGAAUGAAUAUGGAUCUGGGCAGUACCCUGGUCCUGUUGUUGAUGGAUUUCCGACUUAUGAAGUGGAUUACCCGGGAACCAAGCCUUUUAUGUAUAACUUCACCACGCAAUCCAUUAGCCAAAGUGUAUCCUCAUCAUCGCUCGAUGUCGGAGUGGUGCCGGACCACAACGCCAUGGCCGACGUUUCGGACACUCUCGCUAAGACCGACGCCGUUCCGAUCCCAGUUUCCGGGAUGGACAGAGAAGCAAGGGUGUUAAGGUACAGAGAGAAAAGAAAGAACAGAAAGUUUGAGAAAACCAUUCGAUACGCCUCACGGAAGGCGUAUGCAGAGACCAGACCAAGAAUCAAAGGAAGGUUUGCUAAGCGGUCGGAGCUCGAGAUUGAUUCCCUCAUCGCACCCGAUGCUUCAUACGGCGUUGUCCCAUCUUUUUAAUAAGCUGAAUUAAUUAUUGUGAACUGAAUUUUGGGAGUUCAAUUGUUAACUUUUGUUGUUGUUGUUGUUGUAACACAAGACAAUGGAUAAUUAAUGUAUGUCUCUCAUGUAUAUAUUGCACUGUUUUUGGUUCUUGUAUCACUACUAGUUAUCCAUUUCCCAGCUGCUUGUGUAAUGUAAUGAAGUUUUGUUUAUCUAGAAAUUUUCUGUUAGCCGACCAUUAAGAUCAUCAGACUGCCAUGCAAUGCUUG